Molecule: messenger RNA, 1086 nt
Organism: Clonostachys rhizophaga
Lineage: Eukaryota; Fungi; Ascomycota; Sordariomycetes; Hypocreales; Bionectriaceae
Source: the annotation of a GenBank genome assembly
AUGGCUGACCGCACGCUGCUUACCAGGCUCGAUGAGCUCUGCAAUGUCGAUGUCGACGACGCUGACAUCGAAUUCAUUAAGGGUCUUCCAUUUAAGCCAUACAAUCAAACAUCGAAUCAGGCUAUUAUAACGCAGGCCAUAACCUCCGCAACGAACAGACAAAUUCUAAAUGACUGCAUCAAGAAGUACGGCUCUCAAGGCUGGGAGACUGUCUUUGAGAGAGUGUCCGUUCGUAUUUGUGCGAAUAACGUCCCUCUCAUCAAGGGUCGCGUUUUGAUCCAAACGUCACCUAGGCACAUCCAUGACGACGUGGAAAUAGUUACCCAGUGUCGACGCUUCGCGGCGGCUUUCGAAGAAGCCGGUGUUCCCAGGGAUAGAUUUGCGAUCAAGAUCCCCUUCACUGGCUCGGGCGCCGUAGCUUCCAGAACUUUAAAUGCCGAAGGAAUCAGGACUUUAGCCACAGCGGUGUUUUGUCUGGAGCAAGCCAUUGCUGCAAGCCAAUCCGGGUGUCUUCUGAUCAGCCCAUACUUCAAUGAAAUCGCAGCACAUUUUGACCCGGCACUGCGACCAAACGUGGCGGAUACGGCACUCGAGCAUCCUAUGUCGCCUCGUAUCAUUCAAAUGUUGGAAGCUUUCAAGACUUUUUACACAGAAACCAGCGAGGAGCAGCCAAUCAUGGUCAUUGCAAGCCACCUUUCUCCGGAGGAGGUGUUAGCAAUGGCAGAGCUCGGGUGCCAGCACGUUACAGUAUCGCAGGACAACUUUCGACAAUUGAUAGCGUCGCCUGAUGAACGCCCUGUAAUUAUCCAUGCAAAGCCAAGCCACCCUUAUGCCAGUCUGUCGACCCCUGAGCGGCUUCAGUCACUGGCACAGAAAGAUCCGCUGUCAGCAACGAAAAAGAAUGGCUCAGCAGCGUCGUUGGAUACGGAUUAUGUUGCGCAGAAUGGGAAGAUACUGGACGCGGCGAUUGAAAGAGAUUCCGUGGCUGGAAAACGGAUGAACGAUGCAAUGAAAUUCUUUACCGAGUGGGAGGAAAAGGCCAAGCAGAUUAUCGAGGAUGAGAUUUCCAAGCUCCGUCUGACAUAA